Malania oleifera is the source of this 1029-nucleotide messenger RNA. RefSeq names its product AP2/ERF and B3 domain-containing transcription factor At1g50680-like. The coding region runs from base 1 to 1029 and encodes 342 amino acids. The transcript is spliced from 2 exons. The record is from RefSeq and is a predicted model, not a curated record. Gene Ontology annotation, molecular function: DNA-binding transcription factor activity; DNA binding. Lineage: Eukaryota; Viridiplantae; Streptophyta; Magnoliopsida; Santalales; Ximeniaceae. Gene Ontology annotation, biological process: regulation of DNA-templated transcription.
AUGCAUGCAGUGAUUGAACAGGAAGCCAGCAUCAUCGUCGCUCUUCAUUCUCAGUUCAGCAUGAAAGAUUUUCCCACGGAAGAAGAUGUGGUAAGCAUGAUAUCCUAUGCCAAAACAAAAGCAAAAGAUUAUGAUUCCAACAGCAGCAAUAGUAGGUACUGGCCGCCGAAUAAGUUGCGCAAAAUACAAGACACUAGUACUACUAUGACCUCCCCAUCAAGAUUCAAAGGUGUUGUGAUGUUGCACAAUGGGAACUGGGGUGCACAAAUCUACAGCAACCACCAGCGAAUCUGGCUCGGCACAUUCAAAUCCGAUAAGGAUGCUGCUAUGGCAUAUGACAGCGCAGCCAUCAAGCUUAGAAGCGAAGAUUUGCACCGAAACUUCCCAUGGAAUAGCUUGAGUGCUCAAGAGCCUAUUUUCCAAAGCCACCUCACUACGGUAGCAGUUCUAAACAUGAUCAAAGACGGAACCUACCGAUUGAGGUUCAAGGACUAUUUGAGGAAUCAAUUUUACAAUGCCAGUGACAAGGUAGAGCUCAGCCUUGCUCCUACUAGACAUGCGAAUGAUGCCAAUAAGGAAGGAGUAUCCUCAUGUCAACAACUGUUCCAAAAAGAGCUUACUCUUAGUGAUGUAGGGAAACUCAAUAGGCUUGUGAUUCCAAAGAAAUAUGCUGUGAGACAUUUUCCUCAGCUCUCUGAAGGGCAAGACAGCACGCAUUUAGUCAUCUUCGACAAGCAAAUGAAGCCAUGGACGUUUCGCUAUUGCUAUUGGAAGAGCAGUCAGAGCUUUGUUUUCACCAAAGGGUGGAACAAAUUUGUCAAAGAGAAGGAGCUAAAGGAAAAAGAUGUGAUCGCCUUCUAUCAGUGCGAGAGUAAAAGAGCUAUGAAAGAAGGAAGGCCGUUCCUUAUGAUCGACAAAGAAGUCGAAAAUAAGCUAAAUUUUGCUAAGGAGUGGGAGGGUAUGGAAAUAAGAAAAGCAGCCCCUGAGGAUAAUGAAGGCAUUAGGCUUUUUGGUGUACAAAUUGGGUGA